This is a messenger RNA of Xenopus laevis (African clawed frog), 2513 nucleotides long. RefSeq lists its product as uncharacterized. NCBI's taxonomy places the organism in Eukaryota, Metazoa, Chordata, Amphibia, Anura, Pipidae. The record is from RefSeq and is a predicted model, not a curated record. The transcript has 4 exons. Bases 268 to 1929 code for a protein of 553 amino acids.
UUCUUCAGGAGACAUUGAUAUUAACGAUUUUGGUCAUGUGAGAUAACAUAGUUGGGACACUAAAUUAUCCUCUACUUUCUCAAAACAGCAAUAAAGACUUCAACAUUUUUGAAACCAAGAAGCCCUUAUAAUUAUCAGUGGAAACUAUCUGGAUUAAGGAACCCAUACUCACCAGAUAUCAAGGAUGGCAGUAACCCCGAUAUAAUAGAAGAAAGAGAAGUCGUUACAGAGUUCUUCAAAUACAGGUUUAGAAACCAAGACAGGUACAUGGAUGAGAGAGGACUAAGAGAAGAAGAAGGCUUCUUUAAUGAAAAACAGGAGCCUACAGGUUAUAAAUCAGUCAGGGAAUAUAUAUCGCCAAUACAUAAGGCUACUAAACUGCACAAUAAUAGGGGAGAUGGUAUAUUGCCCAAGAAAAGUAAACCAAUUAAUGUUGGUCAAAGCUAUGAUCAUGCCACAAGCAUUUUAACCCACAGACUCAUGUCGAAUACAAAGUUGAUAUCUAAGGGGUUCAAAACGAGCAGCCAUAAUUCAAGAAGAACAUACCACUUCUCAGCGAUUCAGAAGAACAGGCAUCAGAAUAUAAUGAAGAAUGUGUUUAGAUCGUCAAAUAACAACCCAAGAAGGACAGGUCCCCAAUCAGAUUUUGAGAUAGACAGGUCUCCAAAAAUAUUUCCUGGCGGUUAUAGAAUGAUUGUGUCCAAGCGUGCUAGAUCUACAAAGGAUCAUUUAAGAAAGGCUAUCCCCUGGUCACACAGACAUCAGCAACAAACUGCCAAAGAGAAAAACAUAAAGGACAAGAAGGUGACAUCAACUCAAAAUGGCCCAGUAAAACCCAAUUCCUUUUCAAAUGCUAGACAAGAGAAAAAGGUGCAAGUACUGACCGAAGGAAAUGGAGGUGAGAUACCGAAGAGAGUAACACCUACAAAUAAUUCAUCAAACAUAAGUAAUCCUCUCUAUGACACUGAAAAAAAUAAACAGCUGGAGUCAAAAUCUAAAGAUAAUGGAGCGAAGCCUUCAAUGAAAGAAAAAGGCAGUCAGAAAAAGAAGUCCAUUAAGAAAGAAUUAGUGGACAAAGGGGUUCAACAGAAACUAUUAGGUCUUCCUAGUGAUAGCCUUCUGGAGACAGAGGGCAGUGGGCACUUAGAAACAGGGUCUGAAGGAAAUCAAGAUCUCAGUAGGAUUCUGAAUGUUAUUCCUGAGACUAAAAGCAACACAGUUUCACCACUGGUGUCUUUGAUAGACCAAAAAGAGGGUCCAUCAAGUGCUAUACAAUUCCUAACUUCGACACACAACUCAAUGAUAAUUAACACAAUCCCUUCUCCUGCAUUCAGGAAGGAUGUAUUACACUCCGUACUUACAGGCCCAACCACCAGUGAAGGUCUACCUGGGCAAGUUGCAAUGACUUUCCCAGACAUAUUAAGGGAGGAUGGUUCUGGAUGUGAUUCGGGUUACAAGAUAUAUGACGGCAUCUGCAAGAGUCAGUGUGAAAUCAGUGGAAUCUACUGUGAAAAUGGAGGGCAGUGUGUGAUCGUGGAGAACAUCGGGGCAGCGUGCAGAUGCCCCGCGACUGAUAUGUUGUGCUACAGAGAUCAGUGCUGCCUCUCCUCACUCACUCCCAUACAGCUGGCAUGUAUCAUUGGCAGCUGCUGCGUUCUCCUAUCUGCUUUACUGGUUUGUGUCCCCAUCUUGAUCCUGAGAACCCAUAUGAAGAUGUUUACAAAAGUUGGACCGGAGAACAGCAGGUUCUGGAUUUCCACCCUCAUGCCAGCCUCCAGCAUCUCCUUUUCUUCUAUUCCUGAAUCAGUUGAGUCCGAGUUUACCUUGGAUUCGGACUGUGACUCUUUGCCUGACUUGCCCUCAUUUUUCAGCACAAAGAAGGUGACCUCUGACACCAGCGCCUGGACAACGGAAAGCACUCGACUAUGACAGGUCCUGAAGAUCUGCCAGCCUUAAAAGUCAUCUACAUAGUGCUGUGUAUAACAAUGCCAUUACCAAAGGCAUGAGCAAAGGCAACUGCAUAUAUGGAAGGCUUCUCUAGCAUGCAUGUUCUCAGAACUAUUGGCCACUUAUAGAUGCAGGGGGCUCUUUAAUGUAGGGUGCCUGACCGUGCCAGGGAAAUGUCUGUAAUGAAAUCUAAUAUUCCAGUGCAAGCUGAUCUGAAGACUUAAUGCAGAAGUUAAUAGGUUGUAGGUCUGCCACUGAUGCAUUUCUUAAAAAUGCGCCCGCCAUGUUAUUAAUACUCCAUGUUAAAUAUCUGACGUAUACUACUGAUUAAAAGGUGGUCAUUUCACACACACACCCCCCCCCCCGGCACAAACAGCAGGUCUGAUCCUAGGAACAUCAUUUAACUUGUAGUUCUUAACAGCUACAAAGCACAUACUGUAGAUGUGGGGUAAAAGUAACGUUGUGCCGAUUACAUUACCCUGAUGUAUUUCACAUCUUCAGAGCCCAGUCCUAUCCCUAUAAUUAUAUGAAAAUAAUGUAGCAGAUGAACACUAAAAUAAACCAGA